GAGUGGGGGCGAUUGGAGAUACGUAUAGAUACGGUACGCAAGGGUGAACACAACUCUAAGAAGGGUUUUUUGUGACCCCUCCGUUCUCACUCACGCACGCAGUUCUCUCUUCUCUUCUCACUCGGCAGAAGAGAGAGAAAUAUCCAAUACCUAGCGUACUCCCAAUCCAAUCCUUUCAAUCUAUCAUCUAUUUAUCCCUUCUCUUCUUCCCCUUUUUCUCCCUUUACCCUUCUCUUCUCCUAUUCGCUGGGCUUCGCUGUGCUUCGGCGUUGCUGAAUCCAUUACGCUCUGUCGAAUCGGACGGCCAAGAUUGCAUCGCGAGGCAUGCAGCAGAGUGAUCAGACGGUGUUGAGCUUGAGGCCCGGCGGUGGAAAAGGCAGCAGGCUCCUCGGCCCUCGAUUCGACUCCUCAUCCUCGUCUUCUGCUUCCCCUGCUUUUGGCUCCUUUUCUGCUGAUCUUCCUCUCCUGCGUCCUCAUGGCGGCUCUCCCUCUCCCUUCUCUAUCAAGGCUGGAGAUUCCCGGUUUGAAGGUCGUGAGCGUGUGCGAUAUACCAGGGAGCAGCUCUUACAACUCAGAGAGGGUGUUGAGAUCCUUGAUGAUGUUUUGAAGAUCAGACAAGAAAUUGUAGCUGUACUUUUUGGUGAAGAUCAAAGUUGGGCCCGCCCAGAAAGUAACCCCUCAAAUCAAUUUCAAAAUCGAUAUUCUGAGCCAGAUAAUCGUGAUUGGCGUGGACGAUCUGGCCAACCUUUUGGUAAUGCAGAUGAGAGGUCUUGGGAUAAUCUCAAGGAGAAUAGGGAGUUUGGAAAUAAUCGUCAAGAGCAACUGAAUUCUCAGUUUUCAAGGGCACAAAUAUCUUCUAACCAAGGGGGGGGACCUACUCCAACACUAGUCAAGGCUGAGGUGCCAUGGUCAGCUAGAAGGGGAACUCUCUCUGAUAAAGAUCGUGUCUUAAAGACAGUUAAAGGAAUACUAAAUAAGUUGACUCCUGAAAAAUUUGAUCUCUUGAAGGGGCAGUUGAUUGAUUCUGGCAUUACAUCUGCCGACAUAUUGAAGGGAGUUAUUUCACUAAUAUUUGAUAAGGCAGUGCUAGAACCAACAUUUUGCCCAAUGUAUGCCCAGCUAUGUUCUGAUCUUAAUGAAAAGCUGCCUCCAUUCCCAUCUGAUGAGCCUGGUGGGAAGGAAAUCACUUUUAAGAGAGUGCUCUUGAAUAUCUGCCAGGAGGCUUUUGAAGGUGCAGAUAACCUGAGGGAAGAAGUGAGACAGAUGACUGCUCCUGAGCAGGAGAUGGAGCGAAGGGAUAAGGACAGACUUGUCAAGAUUCGAACCCUUGGAAACAUUCGUUUAAUUGGUGAGCUAUUGAAGCAAAAAAUGGUUCCCGAAAAGAUUGUUCAUCACAUUGUUCAGGAGCUUUUAGGUCCGCCUGACAGCAAGGUAUGUCCAGCUGAGGAAAAUGUUGAAGCUAUAUGUCAAUUUUUCAACACUAUUGGUAAGCAGCUUGAUGAAAGCCAAAAAUCGAGGCGUAUUAAUGAUAUGUACUUCAGUCGUUUGAAAGAAUUGAGCACCAAUCCCCAACUUGUUCCACGGCUGCGGUUUAUGGUUCGUGAUGUUCUAGAUUUGCGUUCUAAUAACUGGAUUCCUAGACGUGAAGAGGUGAAAGCCAAAACCAUCACUGAAAUUCAUUCAGAGGCAGAGAAAAAUCUUGGAUUGCGUCCAGGUGCCACUGCAAGUAUGAGAAAUAGCCGUGUAACUUCUGGUGUUCAAGGAAAUGUCAGUCAGGGAGGAUUUCCAAUUGCCCGACCUGGUACUGGUGGUAUGAUGCCUGGGAUGCCGGGGACAAGGAGGAUUUCUGGAAUUGAUAAUGACAACUGGGAGGUUCCCAGGACAAGAUCAAUGCCGAGAGGAGACAUGUCAGGCAUGCAAGCUGGAGGGCGUGGUCAGUCUCCUUUCAUAUCUAAGACACCAACUGUUAGCUCAAAGUUACUACCUCAAGGUAGUGGUGGUACUAUAAGUGGGAGAAGCAGUGCCCUGGUGCAUGGAGGUGGUGGUGCUCCUUCUGCUCGUCCAUCAAAUGUUGGUUUGAGUACCGAGUCCACACCUCAAAUGCCUUCACCUGUUAAAGCUGUUUCUGCCAUACCCUCUGAGAAGCCACAAGCUUCAGCUCCAAAAUUGAAUGUUGACGAACUUCAGCGUAAAACUAGUUCUCUUCUGGAGGAAUAUUUCAGUGUCCGGCUUUUGGACGAGGCAUUGCAGUGUGUGGAGGAACUAAAAGCUCCGGCUUAUCAUCCCGAAGUUGUGAAGGAAGCCAUUUCCAUUGGACUAGAUAAAAGUCCGCCAUGUGUUGAACCUGUUGGCAAACUUCUUGAGUAUCUGUUCGUGAAGAAGAUUCUUUCAGCCAGAGACAUAGGAACUGGGUGCAUGUUAUUUGCUUCUCUGCUGGAUGAUAUCGGCAUAGACUUACCUAAAGCACCAAAUAAUUUUGGUGAGAUAGUAGGGAAACUAGUUUUGGCUGGGGCUUUGGAUUUUAAGGUGGUGAGAGACGUCCUGAAGAAGGUGGAGGAUGACCGGUUCCAGAAAGCAAUAUUUUCUGCUGCAUUGCAGGUAAUUAGCUCUGCAUCUGGGCAAGCUGUGUUGGAUUCACAAGCAUCUGAUAUUGAGGCCUGUCAGAGUCUGUUCAACUGAAUCAGAUGAGUCUGCAUGAGAAUAUUGAUCCCUGUAACUGAACGAACAUCAAAUUCCCUUCCCUAUAAAAGCUCUCACUUUUUAGAGCACUUUGUAUUACAGUAUGUUAUAAAAGUGGGAGCUUCCAGUAUCAGGUAUUUUCUCGAGUUGUAUAAUUUUUUUUUUUGUUUUCAUGUCGUAGAGGUGUUUUUUGAGGGAAAAGUUAAACCAUAAAGCUACGGAUUUUGUUUUCCAGUUGGCUAAUCAUGUGCCAAGAGAGUGGCCCAUCCAUCCGGGGGUCCAAAUGUUUUUGUACUUCAUUAGUUUCAUUUUUUUCCCUUUAUUUUCUUGACAGAGUAAUUGUUAAACUGGUCAGUUCAUAAAUAUCAUUGUCGUUACUUUGGCAUGUA
This is a messenger RNA of Vigna umbellata (rice bean), 3068 nucleotides long. RefSeq names its product MIF4G domain-containing protein / MA3 domain-containing protein (gene EIFISO4G1). Gene Ontology annotation, cellular component: eukaryotic translation initiation factor 4F complex. The record is from RefSeq and is a predicted model, not a curated record. Gene Ontology annotation, molecular function: translation initiation factor activity; mRNA binding; protein binding. Lineage: Eukaryota; Viridiplantae; Streptophyta; Magnoliopsida; Fabales; Fabaceae.